AUGCUUGAAAAUCUGAAAGCCAGUUCUGAGAACCGUGAGGAUAUAGCACUUUCUGAAAAUGUUCCGGUUAUAACUUCUUUUAAGGAGAUGGGUCUCAAAUCAGAUCUUCUCCGUGGAAUCUACGACUAUGGUUACGAGAGACCGUCUUUAGUUCAACAACGCGCCAUCAGUCAAAUCAUACGAGGUCGUGACGUCGUGGUUCAAGCCCAGAGCGGAACUGGUAAGACGGCAACUUUUUGCAUUGGCACGCUUCAACUGCUGGAUCCCUCUCGAAGGGAAACGCAAGCCUUGUUUCUCGCUCCUACUCGGGAAUUGGCCUCACAAGUUCAUCGGGUAGUCACGGCACUGGCAGACCACCUCUCUAUCAAAUGCGUGCUAUGUUGCGGUGGGAGGAAUAAUGUCGGUCAGAUGAGCAAAAGUCUGGGCCUGGGCUAUCAGAUUGUUGUCGGUACCCCCGGUCGUAUUUUGGAUCUCCUUCGAAGUGGCUUUCUGAAACCGUCCAAUCUGCGGAUCACUGUUAUAGAUGAAGCAGAUGAGAUGCUAAACCGGGGUCUUCGAGAGCAACUCGAGCUGAUUUUCAAGUAUCUUCCCGCUAAGACAAGGAACGCGGAAGUGGAGCCUUCUCAGGGUGUUGUGAAGUCUCCAAUGCAAAGAGUCGUGGUUUCUGCUACAUGGACAUCUGGGUGUCGAGAUGUGAUGGAACAUUUCCUCGGAAACCCCGUCUGCUUACUCGUCCCUCAGGAUGAGUUGAGUCUGUCGGGCAUAACGCAGUAUUACAUCGACACAGCUAGUGAGGAGUGGAAAUUCGAGACACUUACCGACAUCUUCGCCUCAAUAUGCGUCCCGCAGACAGUAAUUUUUGUGAACACCCGACAUAAGGCGGACUGGUUAUCGGGGCGACUGUGCGUAGACGGCUUUACGGCGACUGCUGCUCACGGCGAUCUCGAUCAGGCAACAAGAGAUCGUGUAAUGAAUGCGUUUCGGGCAGGUAGAAGUCGUGUUCUCGUCACCACGGACAUCUGGGCGCGUGGAAUUGAUGUACAGACGGUAGGCCUGGUGGUGAAUUAUGAUCUGCCGCAGACAGCAGCAGUCUACCUCCAUCGGAUCGGCCGGUCUGGUCGUUUCGGUCGUCGCGGCUUGGCCAUUAGCUUUGUGGCUGGUGGCGACGAUGCAGCCCACCUCGAUAGCAUCGCAAAGACAUAUAGCAUCACCAUUGCCCCAACCCCUGCAAACCUGGCCGAUCCUACAAGCCUGCUAGAAUUAGAAAAAACUCAGUUUGUGCCCUCCUUAGAAAAAGGCAAACAGAAAUCUACGACAAUGAAUUUUAGUACAGGUCACAAAACUUCAGUGGCAACACCGAUGUCAGCCUCGAAAAAACGGAAGCUGAAGGUUAGGCCCGCAGGCGCGGUUUACGACCAACAAAUCACUCUGGUGGCUCGACGGUUCAACCAAUUAGAGCCUACUUAG
Messenger RNA from Echinococcus granulosus, 1467 nucleotides. RefSeq names its product ATP-dependent RNA helicase FAL1. Gene Ontology annotation, molecular function: ATP binding; RNA binding; RNA helicase activity. The transcript is spliced from 7 exons. NCBI's taxonomy places the organism in Eukaryota, Metazoa, Platyhelminthes, Cestoda, Cyclophyllidea, Taeniidae. Bases 1 to 1467 code for a protein of 488 amino acids. The record is from RefSeq and is a predicted model, not a curated record.